CGGCGGGAGCAGUGCGCGGGGCCGCGCUUCUUCCGCGCUCCUCCUUCCUUCUUCCCGCGGGGGCGUCCAUCCCACUGCCGGCGCCCACAUGGACGAUGAUGCUGAUAAACAAGAGGUACUUCAGAACAAGAAAAAAGCUGUCCUAGUGGAUGGUGUCGUUCUGAAUGGCCCUACAACAGACUCCAAAGCAGGGGAGAAAUUUGUGGAAGAGGCCUGUAGGCUGAUAAUGGAAGAGGUGAUCCGGAAGGCUACUGAUGUCACGGAGAAGGUUUGUGAGUGGCAGCCUCCUGAGAAACUGAAAGAGCUUCUUGACCUGGAGAUGAGGGACACGGGAGAACCUCAUCAAAGGCUCUUGAAACUUUGCCAGGACGUAAUACGAUACAGCGUCAAGACCAGUCACCCAAGAUUUUUCAAUCAGUUGUAUGCUGGAAUUGACUACUAUUCCUUGGUUGCUCGAUUCAUUACAGAAGCAUUGAACCCGAGUGUGUAUACAUAUGAAGUAUCCCCAGUGUUUCUCCUAGUUGAAGAAGCAGUUCUGAAGAAAAUGAUUGAAUUUAUUGGCUGGAAAGAAGGAGAUGGAAUUUUUAAUCCGGGUGGCUCUGUGUCCAAUAUGUAUGCAGUAAAUUUAGCUAGAUACAAUUAUUGUCCCGAGAUUAAGGAAAAAGGGCUGUCAGGCUUGCCAAGACUCGUCCUUUUUACAUCGGAAGAGUGUCACUACUCCAUGAAGAAGGCUGCUUCUUUCCUGGGCAUUGGUACCGAGAAUGUUUAUUUUGUGGAGACAGAUGGAAGAGGUAAGAUGAUACCUGAGGAACUGGAGAAACAAGUCCAGCGGGCCAGGAAAGAGGGAGCAGCACCUUUUCUUGUCAGCGCUACUUCUGGCACAACCGUCCUGGGAGCAUUUGAUCCUCUGGAUGAAAUAGCAGAUAUCUGUGCAAAAUACGGACUUUGGCUGCAUGUGGAUGCAUCUUGGGGUGGCUCAGCUUUGAUGUCAAGGAAGCAUCGCAAGCUUCUGAAUGGCGUCCAAAGGGCUAACUCUGUAGCCUGGAAUCCUCAUAAAAUGCUCAUGGCUGGAAUCCAGUGUUGUGCAUUUCUGGUGAAAGACAAAUCUGACCUGCUUAAGAGAUGUUAUUCGGCAAAGGCAUCGUACCUUUUCCAACAGGAUAAAUUUUAUGAUGUCAGCUACGAUACAGGAGACAAGUCUAUCCAAUGUAGCAGACGACCCGAUGCAUUCAAAUUCUGGAUGACCUGGAAAGCCCUGGGAACAGAAGGUCUUGAGGAAAGAGUUAACCGGGCUCUUGCUUUAGCUAGAUACCUAGUGGAGGAAAUUAAGAAAAGAGAAGGGUUCAGACUGCUGUUAGAUCCAGAGUACACGAAUGUUUGCUUUUGGUACAUUCCACCAAGCUUGAGAAAUAUGGAGGAAGGUCCCAAGUUCUGGGAGAAACUUAAUCUGGUGGCUCCAGCCAUUAAAGAGAGAAUGAUGAGGAAGGGCAGCAUGAUGCUGAGCUACCAACCCCACCGUGGCAAAGUCAACUUCUUCCGUCAGGUGGUCAUCAGCCCCCAGGUGAGCCGCGAGGAUAUGGACUUCCUCCUGGACGAGAUUGACCUACUCGGCAGGGACAUGUAGCCGUGGCCGCAGAGCCCUCACAGAGGGGGCUCCCGGAAGUAUAAUGUUUACAGAUCAAGAACGUCUGUAGCUGUUGCAUAUUUAAAAUCCUUAGAUGCUGAGUAGAAUACCGCCCCACCAUACCAUCUGACACAGAGAUAAUUAGAAUGAGCCCUGAAGACGUCCCAAGGGGUCUCUGAAGCUGAGGGGAGGGAAGGGAUGGUUUGGCUGGAAUGGAAAUUCUGCCCCCUCUUAGUCCUAGUAGAAGCGACCCCCCCGGGAACCCCAUGUCCUUUCCCAGAAGGCUAAACUUUGGAGGUGGCCCAGUUGGCAGUGUCUCCCUAGGGAUGCAGGCUAGUAGGCGUUGUGUGGCUCUUGCAGAGAAGAAGCCUUUGUCUACAGCAUGCACCUGUCUUAGCGAGGCAGCAGAAUGGCUGGAUACCCAGGGUGAAGUUCUCCCACCCAAAGUCUCCCCCUCCUUCUGAACCCCACAGAUUGGUGUCUGAAAAGGGGAGAUGUAGCGUGAAAGUUUAGAGGCUUUAGGCACUAGUGAAAGAUAUUUUUUAAAAAGCAGUGAUAAAAGAUAUUUAUUUCAAAGAGAUGGUUGUCGAUGAGGCUGAUUGUGAUAAAUGAUUGGAAUUAAAUACUGUGCUGGGCCGUUCUGGCUUUCCCACAGAGGAAUGAAAAGGAAGAGAAGGGAAAAGCAACUCAGGCUAUUUAAUAUUGUGGGUUUUUUCAUUCAUUUCCAAGUAACCGCUACCCCUUCCCCUCUCUGUAUGGCUGCAAUCCUGAUUUUGAACAGCCCAUGUUCCCUCGCAAGCUGUCCCCCCAACCCCUCCACACCUCUCUGCAUGCCUGCAAUCCUGAUUUUGGGUCCUGUUCUAUGUUUUGGGAGAGACUCUUUGGGCUUUGAACUCUCACUGACCUAAAGGGAUAGAGAAACGUGAUUAGUCUGUUCUACCCCUAUGCUGAUCACAGAUUCUCCUUUUAAGGGCUCCAGGUAGAAAGAAGCGAGUGGGCCCCACAUAGGCUUUCCAAAUUAAAAUUCACCUAUAAGACAAGGCAUCCUGUUGGUUGUACAGGAGUUCUAAAAUAAAGUCAGUAAUUGGCUUUCAUCCAGUAAAGAAGGUAUUUGAACAAAUUUUGUCAUCCUUUUAUUUUCUUAAGAGUCUUAGAUUCUCCCUGAGAAUUUUCCCUCCAGUUCUUUUUCCUUUGGCUCUGUUCUCUCCAGUAUCUGUCACACCCUAGUAUUAGUUGGUUGCCUAGGGAGAUGUCUUAACUCUGUUGAUCCAUUAAGGUUCCCUUUAGUGAAAGGAUCCUUGUACCUCCCUAAGCACCUCUUUUAGAGAAAUCAGAUAUUUCAGACCGCCAGACUCUUUGGGUAGUGUUUGUUUGGGGACUGAGUGAGAGAUGAAAAUAUAUGCUAUGUAAUUGAUUGUUUUCCUAAAUAGCUACUAACUGUGAAACUUACUUAGAAGGGUGUUUUUUUGGUUUUUUUUGGUUUGUACAGUCAGUUCUCCUGCAAUGUGAUAGUGGUGUUCCUAAAAAAACCUUGUAUUAAGGAACUCUCACACACCUUCCACAAUAACCCACACAUGCCCACAACCAUUUCUUCUUCCACCGCACCUACCUGGGCCGACUUGUAGGUUGUAUUCCGUCUGAACAGACAUGCAGCAUGGGGCGAACUUAAAGAAAGACAACCUCUGCCCACACUGGGCUUACAGGUUCUUGGUCCUGAGGUCUCAGGCUGGAGGGUCAUUUAUCAUUCCCGAAGGAGGCCCCAUUAUCAUCAUCCAAAUUGUAUAAUGAGCUACUGCAGUAUAGGUGAACUGACUGUACUAGAAUCAAGAUAGCAAUGACCAAUAUGGCAUUUUCCAUUUCAACUCUCUGUAUUACCAACAAUUGUCUUAAAAUGUAAUGCUCUUCUGUCUUCAUUUUGUGUGUGUAGCCACUGUUGUACAACAUUCCCUUUUCCAAGCUUCAGAAUACUAUGUGGAAUGUUGAAUUACUUAUUUUGAUCAGAGGACAAGGGUCGGGGGCACAUCCCAGAAAUGGUAAGGUUUUUACCUUGAUCUUUCCUGGAAGUGGAAGCUAUCUUUGAACCAGGUUUUGUGUUUCUGAGAGAGGAGUUUGUCCAUCUAAGCAGUAGAUGGGAUUUGGCAUUGCGGUUCGUGGUUUUUCAGGUAAGUUCUCGAGAUACAUCGACCACUAUGAGAAAUGCAUUUCUAUUAUCCAUUUGUCGAUUGCUUUCCACCAUUCUGCACUGAAGGGCAAAAGUGCUUAAGGAGUUAAUUUAUCAUUUUCUAUUUCCUCUUCUUAAGUUAGGUACCAUGGAACUCAGCAGUUUCUUUUGGGUUUUGAGAGUCUAGCAAUUUCUGUUUUUUCCAUUUAGGGUGAAUCUGUCAUCAGGCUCUAUGAUAAUUUGAGCAAGCUAUGGCCAUCUUGUAUUUCCACCCUUUCAGGGUGGUGAAAGUUCUUUCACCAAUUCUUUUGUUUUCUAAAACACUACAGCUCUAAUUCAGAACCACUAGCAAUAUGGGAUUUUAUUUUUUUCCCCCACUGAAAGCCAAACCUGUCCUUUUUGAAAUGUUGGCUCAAAAUGCUUCUGAAAUUCAUAUCUGCACUGUGUAAGCUUUCUGUAUGUGAAAAUUAAUGUGACAGCUUAAAUCCUUUAGGUAACUUUAUUAACUCUUGUGUGUACUAUUUAUUGACUGAAACCCCUCCAUCCUGGAAUGAUUCUGCUUUGAAAUUGGACUGACAUUUUAAUAUGAUUGGCAUUAAAGGUAGCUUGCUGUUUUGUGGUGGAUGCUUUGAAUAAAACUGGAAAGUAAGUUAGGAAGCAA
Messenger RNA from Tachyglossus aculeatus (Australian echidna), 4446 nucleotides. RefSeq names its product glutamate decarboxylase like 1 (gene GADL1). Lineage: Eukaryota; Metazoa; Chordata; Mammalia; Monotremata; Tachyglossidae. Gene Ontology annotation, cellular component: cytoplasm. Gene Ontology annotation, biological process: carboxylic acid metabolic process. Bases 89 to 1624 code for a protein of 511 amino acids. Gene Ontology annotation, molecular function: carboxy-lyase activity; pyridoxal phosphate binding. The record is from RefSeq and is a predicted model, not a curated record. The transcript is spliced from 15 exons.